CGACUCGGUAGUGAUGACCCGCAGCAGCAGCAUCAGCUUCUUCCAGAAGUUUCCUCGCAAGGUUUCGAGCGCGGCAUACUGACACACUUCUGCAAGCGUAAACAGGCUAGGUGACAUUUUCGUCCUCGUCAAUGGGACACAGCUGAAAGUUGCUCGGCGGCUGUGACACUUUCUGGAAGAGCACCGGGACGGCGAACUGAGCUACUACCCGGUGCAGGGGACAGCUGCGGCGGCGGCGUGAGGCGGCGGAGCCCGUUAAGCUGACCCUCGUUACACGAGACAUGCUGGAUGUUCUGUCGACGUUAAACCUAAACGUCGACAAAAGCAACUGAAAGAAGUCCCGACCGAUCAGUGUGAUGGGUAAAGAUUACUACAAAGUGUUGGGAAUAGCCAAAGGAGCAUCUGAAGAUGAAAUUAAAAAGGCGUACAGAAAGCAGGCUCUGCGUUAUCACCCCGACAAGAACAAAUCUCCCGGAGCCGAAGACAAAUUCAAGGAGAUCGCCGAAGCGUAUGAUGUUCUCAGCGAUGCCAAGAAAAAGGACAUUUACGAUCGUUUCGGAGAAGAAGGAUUAAAGGGUUCAGCCAACACUGGAGGCGGAGGACACGGCGGUCAGAGCUACAACUACAGCUUCCAUGGGGACCCUCAUGCAAUCUUCGCUGAGUUUUUUGGUGGCCGCAGCCCGUUCGAUCACUUCUUCUUCCAGGACGGGGAGGACGACGCGGACGUCAACGACCCCUUUGCGGCAUUUGGCAUGUCAGGAAUGGGCGGCAUGGGUGGGUUUCACCGGUCCUUUAAACCCCACCCGGUAGGAGCUCACAGAGCGCACGAGAAGAAGAAGGACCCGCCUGUGGUGCACGAGCUGAAGGUGAGCCUGGAGGAGGUGUUCUCGGGUUGCACGAAAAAGAUGAGGAUCUCUCGUAAGAGGCUCAAUCCAGACGGCUGCACCAUGCGCAGCGAAGACAAGAUUUUAACAGUCGAUAUAAAGCGUGGCUGGAAAGAGGGAACAAAAAUCACCUUUCCCAGGGAGGGAGAUGAAACUCCCUCCAACAUUCCUGCAGAUGUGGUGUUUGUGGUCAAAGACAAGCCUCACCCAGUGUUCAGAAGAGAGGGCUCAGAUAUUGUUUAUCCUGCAAAAAUAUCUCUUAGAGAGGCGUUGUGCGGAUGCACGGUCAAAGCUCCCACGCUGGACGGCCGAACCAUCACUGUGACCUCCAGAGACAUUGUUAAACCCGGAAUGAAAAAGCGAAUAAGUGGAGAAGGGCUGCCGCUGUCCAAGUUCCCUGAGAAGAGAGGUGACAUGAUCCUGGACUUCACUAUUAAAUUUCCUGACAAACUGGCCCAAAACACACGUGAUACACUCGAGCAGAUUCUCCCGUUGUGACUUCAUGUGACUCAGAAUCAAAAACGGUUAACAUUUCCAGCGGCACUCUCCUGUGUACUACCUGGACUUUUGAGGCUCAGGGCAGGUUUGUGUUCAGAUGAGUUUAAUUUUAAUUUUCUCUUAACUCAAAAUCCAGAAAACAGCUUUUUUAAAAAAAAAAAAAAAAAAAAAUUGGCUUUGAGUGAAAGAGACAUGCAGGUGUUCUUUAAAAAUUCAAUGAAUUGCACCACUUGGAAAUAACUGAGGAUUUGGUUUCAUAGCAGAUGUUUGUGUGAGUGCUUUAGGUAACACACAGUCAGCUGCUUAACAUUGCCUCAGGUGCACUGAUGCAUGCUUGAAUGUGGCUAUAACUACAUUACUCAUAGGACGUGAUUUUAGUUUCCAUUAGGUAAAAUUACGAUGCUGCAUGGAUCCUGAAAGGUGAACGCUUUUGAGGUAUCUGUACCAGUACUGGUCUUAUUAGGAGUUUUGGCAUUAAGUAGAGUUUUCUCUUUAUGUGGAAAAAAACAAAAAAAUCCUGUGUUUUUUACUUGUAGUUUACACUAAGCUGUAAUAUAAAGCUACCGGGAAAAAAUACACCUCAAGUGUUCUCAAGGCUGAAAACAGUGGAGCCCUACCAGGAUUGAUGCUCAGUAUGAUUCUUAGGGAGUGUGUGUGUGUGUGUGUGUGUGUGUGUGUGUGUGUGUGUGUGUGUGUGUGUGUGUGUGUGUGUGUGUGUGUGUGUGUGUAUCAAGUGAUGUUCUUUAUAAACAUAAGAACAUCAGCCACAAGUUUAAAUCCACUGACAGGUGAAGUGGGACUUUGCAUUCAUGCGGAUGUUACUGUGUGUAACACCCACUCAAGGCCCCGGUCAUGCAGACCUGAAGACCAAUCUGACAGCUCAGAGCUAUACUGGUGACAAACAUGGGGGGUAGGAUGCAAUAUUAAGCAGGUGGUUUUAAUGUUGUGGCUGAUCAGUGUGUGUGCAUACACUAUGUUAGAGGUCUAUUUAAAAGAGAAAGUGAUGGAGUCAUUGUUUAUUAAGUUACCAACUCAGAUUGAAGACUCGUCUGGUCUCCACACACAGUACGCUCAGCUGUGACGCUGCUCUGUUUCAUUCGCUGCAGAGUAUUGUUAAAAAAAAAAAAAAUGGAGUCAAAGGUGAGACUAUAAAUUACUCCUUCUUAAUAUCAGAAAACAUUAUGUGCAGAUGCUAACAUUUCUGGAGAUAGGCCAAUAUCAGCCCUUGCGCUACUUCUACUACUACUAAUAACAGGAUGCACCCCUGAUGGAUCGUCAGUGUGCAGUAUUUCCCAGAUUUAUAAUGUAGGAAAACAUAGAGGGAGGUGUUGGGAGUUUUUUCUUCUGCAGCUGUAAAGAUGGCACUUGUUUACUUUUCCAAACUUGUGUUUAACCAGAAGUAUGCACAAGUGAUUGUUUAUGUAAAAUAUUCUGUGGAGGAAAAAUGUGCCAAAUAGUUGUCCCUGUCUUAUUAUAAUAUAUAUAUAUGCGGGUAUGUGUCUAAAAAUAUGUCGAGAGCAUGUGUGUAUCCUGUCAUGUGACUGAAAAAUACCAAAAUCUUACUGCAUUCGUACCCAGUUAAGAUGCACAGAGAAAUUGAUAUUUUAUACAGAUAUCAUGUAUGUGUGAUAUUUUAAUUCCUCCUUAUUGUUAUUCUAACGCUGUCUGUCUGAUUGCAUUCUGGAUCAAAAGCCAGUGUGUUUCUGAUUUCUUGUAGCCAACAUAUAAACAUGGUACAUGGGUGUGCUGCCAUGAUAGUUCACAGUAAGCUGUGAAAAAGAAGUUGAAGCCCCAGCUUUAAAGGCCUGCAAUGUGUAUUUGUGUUUGACUAUUCUGUCUUAUAUCAUGACUCUCUUAUGCCCAACAGCUUUCACUCCAGCAUGUACAGAAGCUGGCAUUGCGUGGCUUCAGAGUUGAGGGACGAUCCUAAAGAAUCAGUUGAUGUCUUUGACUGAUGAUGAUGAUGAAAGCCGGUAAAUCACUCGGGUCAUUGUGCGCAUGCAAAAUUAUUUUAGUGUUGAUGUGACCGUCAGAGGAAAAUGAGCAAAACUUCAUGACAGUUGAGAACUGCCGCUUUAUCCUGCCUCUGCUGAAGUUUCUAACUUACACAAACAUGUGGUGUAACAUGAAUGUAGAGAUGUGUAAUCUCUCUAAUUUCUUUUCUUUUUUUUCAGAAAAACAAGCAGAUGCGUUCUUUUUUUGUUUACCUCGUUCAUGUUUUGAAAUUUCUCAGGUUGGGACACAAAAUUCUUUGAUUUUUUUUAACAAUAAAACUUUUCUGAAUUCA
Molecule: messenger RNA, 3669 nt
Organism: Archocentrus centrarchus (flier cichlid)
Lineage: Eukaryota; Metazoa; Chordata; Actinopteri; Cichliformes; Cichlidae
Gene: dnajb1a
Product: DnaJ heat shock protein family (Hsp40) member B1a
Exons: 3
Coding region: 357-1382 (341 amino acids)
Biological process (GO): negative regulation of transcription by RNA polymerase II
Cellular component (GO): cytosol
Molecular function (GO): Hsp70 protein binding; transcription corepressor activity
Source: RefSeq, a predicted model, not a curated record